AUGAGUCUCCUCAAAGAACGUAAACCAAAGAAGCCUCACUACAUCCCAAGACCACCAGGAAAGCCAUUUAAGUACAAGUGCUUUCAGUGCCCCUUUACCUGCAAUGAGAAAUCCCAUCUUUUUAACCACAUGAAGUAUGGCCUCUGCAAAAACUCGAUUACUUUAGUAUCAGAGCAAGAUCGCGUUAUUAAGUGUCCAAAGACCAGUUCCUUGGAGCCCAAACAGAUCAAUCAGCUCGAACCUACAGUAAAACCAACUACUUCUAAAUCUGUCACAAAUGGACUGUCAAACCUCGAUUCAAAGCCUCAAUAUCCUUUUGCAAAAGAAGAUGCCAAGGAAAAUGUUGAAUUACAAAACCAGGCAACAAACACAGCAACUCAAGGACAAAAACCUACGAUUCAGAAGGAAUUAACCCCUACCAGUACUACAACAGAAAGCGCUAUCAGCAUGCAGCCCCUUUUGGACAGCAUUGUAAGGCCCUCGGCAUUCGUUCCUGUAGGAGAACACAGAGAUAGUAAAGGCCCAGAAACUAGUGAAGUAGCUGAAAUUAUAUCGCUCUCUAACAAAAGUUCGCCUUUUCACACUAAGUCUGCAUUUCACGCACCAACUCACCCAUGGAAAGCAGGCUCUCCUUUCCUCCCAGAGUUUCCACAUAAAGUUGCUCCCACGAAAGGCUUUGGUUCCAUUUCACCUUACAUGCAACCGAUGAUUCCUGAGUACUCACCCCAUUUUUAUGAGCACAGGCUGGCCAUCUACACACCUUACUUGCUUCCAGGUAAUUCAGAGUGUGAAAGCUCUGCUCUGUCUGUCUAUGGCACACAAGAUCAAAGACACUUUCUUCCCCACCCUGGGCCACUUCCAAAACCCAUAAAUCCGUCAGCUUAUGAACACUAUCGAUUGUUCCAACAAUAUCAUUCUGCUCCUCCGAUACCAUAUGGAUUUUGUAGGCCAACAGAUCCUCCAUUUUACAGAUUUUCACACGUAGCUGGUAUUAACAGAGAUCAAAAUUCUCAUCUAAUGGAAGAAACUACCUUGCUGUAUCCAGCUUCUUUAAGCCCAUCCCAACAAUACCCUCUAAGUUCACAUAAAAAACAAGCAGAUUAUGAAAAAGAAAUGACAUUAUUGCAUGCCAAAAGCCAUUCCAAAGACGACCAAAAUGAAAGAGAGAAUGCUAAAAUGAGCCCUCUCGCAGGAAGUGCGGCAACAGGCUCCCCUGGCAGACCCAGCCCGACCAACUUCACUCAGACAAGCCAGGCAUGCGAAGGCUUAUUUGACCUCUCUAACAAGUCAUCUUCCACAUCGCUUGGCAAGUACGAUCAACCAGAAGAAAACUUCACAGCUUUCAGACCUGUGAGAAAAAGCACUGAUCAACCCACUCUACUUCAAAGUGCGCAGACGCAGCAAGAUAGAGGAGAUUCACCCACCAGCAUUAACGUCACAGAUGAAGAUCCCCAUGCACAGAACGAAUGCCAUAACAAUGAAGGCUCACUGUCCAACACGGAAGAAGACACAGGGAUAGCUCCCCUUAAUCUUUCAAAAAAGGCUGACACUAACACAGGACCUACUCAUGAGCACACAUACAAAACCACAUCCAAAACAGAAAGUCAGAACUUUCUAGAAUUGCAAGACAUGCCUCUGAACCUCUCGGUAAAAGAUUCCUGUAACACAGUAAGCCUGAAAACAUCAUUCCACAGUCCGUCUCACGAUAAUGGUGCUGCUACUUCUUCAAACACUGAAAACGAAACCUCCGGAGCAGAUGCAUGUAACCCCAAGAACCCUAUUAACAGUGCCUGCGACAAAUCAUCUUUCACAGCUCACCGUAAUGAAGCUCAAGACUUAAGAAUAAUUGACAGCUGUGAUGAACAGAAACAAACAGCGGCUGUAGCUCUCUGUCAGCUAGCUGCAUACAGCCCUGGCAAAGUUAGAAUGGACAACGAAGGGCAGAGUCCUCAGGACAGUAAUGCUUCAUGUACAGAGGCUACUCUUUCUUCUUCUGAUACUCAGGAUACUCAGUGCAAUCAAAAAGUAAAAGGACAAAAAAGGACAAAUCAAAAAGAAUCAGCAAAAUCACAGCAAGGCACUAAAAGAGUUAGGCCAAAUGACUGUAGCAGAGUCUUCACUUUAAGGAAGAGAACAAGAGUAUCUUAAUACUUCACUUUCCGAUGAGUUUCUGGUCACAGAAGCUAGUUACCAGCAACACAGUAAAAUUUCUACGAACCGCCUCUUACUGGGUUCGGUCCAUGAUGAGAUACAUUCAAUCUCUCCCAUGUAAAUAAUGUUCAUAAUUUUAUAUUAAUAUUUUUAAGUAACUGACCUUUCCCUUGUAUAAGCUCAGAUUUUGAUGAGUGAAUUUUUGCAUUCAUUACUAAAGCCAAAGUACAUUAGAUGAAUCUUUAAGGUUUUUUGCAACUGUAUUAAUGUAAAAUAAUUUACAACUUCCUUU
Phalacrocorax carbo (great cormorant) is the source of this 2443-nucleotide messenger RNA. The record is from RefSeq and is a predicted model, not a curated record. NCBI's taxonomy places the organism in Eukaryota, Metazoa, Chordata, Aves, Suliformes, Phalacrocoracidae.